Paramecium sonneborni is the source of this 907-nucleotide messenger RNA. Lineage: Eukaryota; Ciliophora; Oligohymenophorea; Peniculida; Parameciidae. The record is from the annotation of a GenBank genome assembly.
AUGAAAAUAAAAUUAAUAUUUGGAGAUUAUGUUUAUCUUUAUCAUGAUGUUUAAGAUCUGUAUUGUAUAGAUAAGUACAUUAAAGAAAGGAUUACCAAAUUACAGUACAAAAUUAAAUGGAAAGAUGAGGAUAAUGAGAUGAUAACAGUAUUUAGACCACAAGAUCUUAAAUAUUGUGUUGAUGCCACAGAAAAACUAAAUUAAACAUUACGUCUUUAUAUUUAAGAAUUUCUACCUAACUUUCCGUAACUUAAUCAAAAGCAAUAAUUUUAAGAAUCAAUGCUCUAAUCUAAUUGUCAAUAAGUGCAGGCUAGUAAUUUGAUAGAAAUAGAAAAUCUCAAACUUACAAAAUAAGUGACUUUUGCUUAAUAAUAAUAAAGCCAAGAAUAUCCAGUUAGAGAAGAAAAACAGUUUUUUUAGAACACUGUAAGAGAUGCAAUUUAAUAAGUAUAUCCAGGUUUAGAGAUAGAGUUAGAGGAUUUAAAUGAUAUGGUUAAAUCUUCAUAAAUACAAGAGAGUUAGUCAAUAUCAUUUGGGUAGUAAAUAUAAAGAUAGGAGUCUAGAUCAAAUACAUAAAAAAUGACACCUUCUUUUAAUGAAUAACUGAUAAAGGAUAAUAUCAAUGAUGAUGAUAACAAAUAAAAUGAAGCUUUGAAAUAAAGUUUGCUUAAAUUAAUAAUAAUAUAGGUGAUCCACAUGUAUAAAAUGAAAAUAACGAGGAACCUUUUUAUUGUGACCACUGCUCUGAGUUGAUCUAAAAUUAAGUAUACUUCUAAUGCAAAUGUUCAGAAUGCUCGGAUAUGCACUUUUGCGAAAAUUGUUUUAAUGAUGCGUAAGCCGACAUUCAAGGUUACUUAGGAAAGAAUCAUGAAAUAGUGAGAUGAAUAUUAAUAAGUUAUUAUUUUGG